AUGGAAUCCGGGCUCAACUGCAAGCGGAAAGAAAUUACAACAACUUCCAAGAAGCGACAGGAAGAUGGCAGACAAUUCUGUCUAAAUUCAUCUCCUGAAGAUACCAUCCAAGAUUGUUCGCCAAAAAAGCAGCUUAUGACGGACUUUGAUCUGAUGAUGAUUCUCAAGAGGAAGAAAAACAUUUACCGUCGCACCGGUAGUGAUAUCGAUGUAGUAAAAAGAAAUGAUGAUCAGAUACUGGAGCUCUUGGAAACGAUGCAACAGGCAGCCGACCAGGACCGACAGCUCAACCGCGCCAAUAAACCGGCCACAAAAAAGAUCGCCCUGCUGAAGCAUUUCAUGUCGCAAUUGAUCAAGAAAGAUCUACAGCUGCCUUUGCUGGAGCGUAAUGUGUUGAACGUACUGGCGGAUUGGAUUUCACCACUACCCAGCAAAGCGCUGCCAUGUUUGCAGAUUCGUGAAGGCAUCCUCAAGAUGUUGGGUGAAUUUCCUUCCAUCGAAAAAUCGUACCUUAAACAGUCCGGCAUAGGCAAGGCGGUCAUGUAUCUGUACAAACAUCCAGACGAAACGAAUGCAAACCGCAAGCGAGCCGGAGAAUUGAUCCACGGUUGGUUUCGAACGAUCUAUAAUGUUAAUAUCGAAUUGAAAGCGAUGUCUCGUGAAGAACGCCAGCAGCUUGAAAUGAAACAAAUGCCUGCUAACAAGCGAAAAACGAUGGACAGUCUGCCAUCCGCAGGAUGUGAUCAGCUAGACGAGGCCCUAUGGUUAGACAAGGGAGAAAGAGGCACUGGGCACCCGGGCGAUAGAGACUGGGCAGAGACGGCGCGCGCUAACGUCAGCUUCGGGCUGUUCGGUCCGACCGACCUGCAACUUCGUGAGUACGCUCCUCUGCAACAAAACAACAGUCCCACAGCCGCAUUUGUCUAUUAG
Molecule: messenger RNA, 930 nt
Organism: Anopheles merus
Lineage: Eukaryota; Metazoa; Arthropoda; Insecta; Diptera; Culicidae
Product: protein IWS1 homolog
Exons: 2
Coding region: 1-930 (309 amino acids)
Biological process (GO): poly(A)+ mRNA export from nucleus
Cellular component (GO): nucleus
Source: RefSeq, a predicted model, not a curated record